Malaya genurostris is the source of this 1010-nucleotide messenger RNA. RefSeq names its product antigen 5 like allergen Cul n 1-like. The record is from RefSeq and is a predicted model, not a curated record. NCBI's taxonomy places the organism in Eukaryota, Metazoa, Arthropoda, Insecta, Diptera, Culicidae. The transcript is spliced from 4 exons. The coding region runs from base 189 to 962 and encodes 257 amino acids.
CACAUUUCUCUGGAAGCAUUGUUUGACUUAUGUUUGCACAAGCGGUUUGAAGUAGCGGAAAAGUAGAUUGCCUACAUCAUCAAGAGCGCGGCAGUGUCAUAUCACAGUUCAGAUUAUCUUCCCGAUCUCCCUAUAAAAACCCGAGAAUUAUGUAGGAAACACAACAGUUUGCGAUAAGACGUUUUAUCAUGAAGUUUAUCGUAGCAGUUGUGUUAUUGGCUUUGACGAAAUCCUCACAGCAGGUGGAUUACUGUAGUUCCUCGCUAUGUAAGACCGGUACUACGCAUAUUGCUUGUAAUGGGUUAACCACCCUGUCGUCUACCUGUGGCACUGGAGCGCAGGAGGUAGUUUUGAACUCCACCAAACAGGAAUUGAUCCUGGAUUUGCACAAUCAGCUUCGCAGUAAAAUUGCUACCGGAAAGCAGAACUAUUCCACAACGUUCUACCCGCAAGCAGCCCGUAUGGGAACGAUGGUCUGGAGUUCCGAGUUGGCCAAUAUCGCGGCUGCCAACGCACGUCGAUGUGUGUACGGUCAUGAUAAGUGCCGGAACACUGCGACCCUGAAAACAGUAGGACAAAAUAUUGCCAGACAAUAUUACUACGGCAUGAACUUUACCGAUACCGAUCUGAUCAAAGGGUUCGUUAAUGCUUGGUAUGCAGAGGCCGCAAAUGGCAACAAAGACAUAAUCGCUAGCUAUCCGGAUAAUUACACGGGUCCCGUCGUUGGACAUUUUACUCAGGUUGUCGCGGACCGUGCAACUCAAAUCGGAUGUUCGCUCGUGAGCUAUAUCACCUCGCCAUGGACCAAUCAGUUAUUUGUCUGUAACUAUGCCAUCACAAACAUUAUCGGACAGCCCGUCUACCAAACAGGGACAAAAUGUUCCAAAUGCACGACUGGCUGUAAUGCCAAAUAUGACGGAUUGUGCAGUCUGAAAGAAGUUAUAAAUUCGAAUCCUUACUAGAGAACUUAUUGUUGUGCGUUGAUACUUCGAUUUUUGAAUAAAAAUAAA